Molecule: messenger RNA, 687 nt
Organism: Equus caballus (horse)
Lineage: Eukaryota; Metazoa; Chordata; Mammalia; Perissodactyla; Equidae
Gene: GTF2H5
Product: general transcription factor IIH subunit 5
Biological process (GO): nucleotide-excision repair; nucleotide-excision repair, preincision complex assembly; transcription initiation at RNA polymerase II promoter
Cellular component (GO): transcription factor TFIIH holo complex; transcription factor TFIIH core complex
Source: RefSeq, a predicted model, not a curated record
UACGUGGCGUCGGUUCUUGGAGAGGGGAGAGUCGGGUAUGUGGAAGGCGGAGGGGUCCCGAAGAAAGGCGGCGCGGGGAGUGACUCAGAAGCCUGUCCUUCAGCAUUUUUAAGGUCGUCUCCACCUUCUGACUGGGAAAAGAUGGUCAACGUCUUGAAAGGAGUGCUUAUAGAAUGUGACCCUGCCAUGAAGCAGUUUCUGCUGUACUUGGAUGAGUCAAAUGCCCUAGGGAAGAAGUUCAUCAUUCAAGACAUUGAUGACACUCAUGUCUUCGUAAUAGCAGAGCUGGUUAAUGUCCUCCAGGAGCGAGUAGGUGAAUUAAUGGACCAGAAUGCUUUUUCUCUUACCCAGAAAUGAAGCUAUUAGAUAUCGACCGUUUAGGAGUUACAAGUUACAAGUGCGAGAGACUGUCACCAUUCAGUAUCCUAUGUGAUUGAUUAGACUUAGGGAAUUGCUUAGGAGUGUGCUACAGGAAAGGCUGUGGUAUCGUUUCUUCAAAAGAAGCCACUGAACUGAUUUUCUUGUUCUGUAUUUUUUCAUAUGUUCCCUAGAAAUUAAAAAAAAAAAAAGAGCUUUAAUAGUUGGCUGUAAUUUGGCUUUUAUUAUACUUUAUUAUAAAUGUAAGUGAUUUUCUAUAUUUUUAGUGACAAUUUAAUACAUUAUGAAUAUAAUGGAUAUACUUUUAAA